Messenger RNA from Gossypium raimondii (Peruvian cotton), 2441 nucleotides. Its product is annotated as phosphoinositide phosphatase SAC6. Gene Ontology annotation, biological process: phosphatidylinositol dephosphorylation. Gene Ontology annotation, molecular function: phosphatidylinositol-4-phosphate phosphatase activity. Gene Ontology annotation, cellular component: endoplasmic reticulum. The coding region runs from base 547 to 2346 and encodes 599 amino acids. The transcript has 20 exons. The record is from RefSeq and is a predicted model, not a curated record. NCBI's taxonomy places the organism in Eukaryota, Viridiplantae, Streptophyta, Magnoliopsida, Malvales, Malvaceae.
AAAAUCGGCAACUGGUCAACUCCAAACAAAGGCGGGCAUAGAAUUCUAGAUAGAAGAUUUGCGUGUCUGGAGCUCUACCAUCUUCUCCUUAGCAGCCCUUUUUGAAAAACUCAGUCUCCAGCUCUGAAUUUGAUGAUAGAAUUGGAGGGAAAGAGAUAAUGUUAGCAGUUGAGCCAUGUCAAUCUCACUGUCCUGCCCACCUCACCACCAUCUAUCAGCUGAUAUAGUUAAACUGUAGGCCGAGGGUUGACUUGUUGAGCAUACUCGCCGUCCCUCCCUCCCUCCUCCGCCUAUCUUUUAUUUGCCACAACCCCAAAAUCCUAUCCAACAACAACAUUCAUCGCUGCAUCACUUCAACUCUUGCCUUUACUCCUCUUUUCCUUUUCCUGAUCUCUGUUGUCUCUUUGGCUGCCUGCAAUAGCCAAUUUUUACUAUUCCUUUUCUCCCUUCACCUUCGUCCAAUUCUACCCACUUGGAUACUUGGCAAAUUUGAUCCCUUUUUUGUUUUACUUUUAUGAUUUUUUUUUGUGAAAUAUAACUCCAAUAAUGAAGGAGAAGGCUGAGCCAGUCCAAAAGCUAUAUACAAGGAUGCGGUUAUGGGAAUUCCCUGAUGAAUAUGUGAUCGAACCCACCGAUGGCUCUUCUGCUUCCUCCUCCCUUUCGAUUAGUCUUGUUGAUGCCUCAAUGAAGCUCAUUGAUAGUAUUCCAGAAUGCAGCUCUUUCCGUGUUCCUAAGAUUCAAAUGAUUUUUGGAGUAGUUGGAAUGCUAAAACUUGUAGCGGGGUCUUAUUUAUUUGUUAUAACUGAGAGAAAAUGUGUUGGAUCUUACUUGGGGCAUCCCAUCUUCAAAGUUAUAUCCUUGAAGGUUCUUCCCUGUGUUCAUUCGGUUAAAAACUCUACUCCGGAACAGAAAAAGAUGGAGAAUGAAUUUUCUCGGCUGCUAAAAGUUGCAGAGAGGACUACUGGACUCUAUUUCUCUUAUGACACCAAUUUAACACUGAGUACUCAGCGAUUAUAUGAUCUGGGAAAUGAGUCCAAAAUGCUUCCUCUAUGGAGACAGGCAGAACCUAGAUUUCUUUGGAACAGUUAUAUGUUGGAAGCACUUAUAGACAAGAAGCUUGAUCCCUAUUUGCUUCCAGUUGUCCAAGGGAGCUUUCAUAAUUUCCAAGCAACUAUUGGAAAAGAAAUUGUAGAUGUUACACUGAUUGCUAGGAGAUGUACAAGGAGAAACGGAACCCGGAUGUGGAGAAGAGGAGCUGAUUCUGAGGGGCACGUUGCAAAUUUUGUGGAAACUGAGCAAAUUAUUCAGAUUAAUGGGUUUACUUCAUCAUUUGUUCAGGUUCGGGGGUCAAUACCAUUUCUGUGGGAGCAAAUUGUUGAUUUGACUUAUAAGCCUAAAUUUGAGAUUGUGAGACCUGAAGAAGCUCCACAGAUAGCCGAGAGGCAUUUUCUGGAUCUGAGAAAAAUGUAUGGAUCUGUUCUAGCUGUUGAUCUUCUCAACAAGCAUGGAGGUGAGGGACGUUUAAGCGAUAUGUUCUCAAAUGCAAUGCAGCCCAUAGUUAGUGAAGAUUUAAGAUAUCUGCACUUUGAUUUCACUAAGAUCUGUGGACAUGUUCAUUUUGAGCGCCUUUCCUUCCUCUAUGACCAAAUUGCAGAUUUUCUUGUGAAAAAUGGGUACUUCUUGUUGAAUGAAGAGAGUGAGAAAAUGGAGCAACUUGGAGUUGUAAGGACCAAUUGUAUUGAUUGCUUAGACCGCACCAAUAUUACACAGAGCAUGAUAGGUAGGAAAAUCUUGGAACUUCAGCUCAGGAGGAUUGGGGUUUUUGCAGCUGAAGAAACCAUUAGCUCACAUCCAAAGCUUGAUAGAUGCUUUAGAAUAUUGUGGGCUAAUCAUGGGGAUGACAUAAGCAUACAAUAUUCUGGCACUGCUGCACUAAAAGGAGAUCUUGUCAGGUCUGGUCAGCGAAGAGUUCAGGGGAUCCUUAAAGAUAGAUAUAUUUCCUUUAAACGCUAUUAUUUGAAUAACUUUUCUGAUGGAACAAAACAGGAUGCGAUCGAUCUCCUCCAAGGACAUUACAAAGUCUCUGUAGGAGGGGAUAUAACACCUCCAUCUCAAACAGGAGGCCUUGAGGCUAUAGCUUCCUUUCCGCUAGCUUUGUGUUUGGUAUUGAUAGGGUUGUUAUUGACAACAAUGUCAUUGGGGCAAGUUGGAAAUGAUCCAAGACAUCUGCUUUUCUCAGUUGUGUGGGGAAGCAUUAGUGUUGGUAUUGCAUCUUUUGUUAGGGCCAAGGGCAGGAUUUUCUGUAAUCGGCCUCGUUUACAAUUGCAUGAUAAACCUGGGUAUUGAUACACACAUUUUUUAUUCAGCUAUUUUUAUGUACUAAUCAACGUACAUAAGUACUUUGUUUUUUGGGUUCAGAAUGUAUUAUUUAUUUCAUUUUC